This is a messenger RNA of Hyposmocoma kahamanoa, 513 nucleotides long. RefSeq names its product WD repeat-containing protein CG11141-like. The record is from RefSeq and is a predicted model, not a curated record. NCBI's taxonomy places the organism in Eukaryota, Metazoa, Arthropoda, Insecta, Lepidoptera, Cosmopterigidae. The transcript has 3 exons. The annotation marks the transcript as partial. Gene Ontology annotation, molecular function: protein binding.
AUGGAGGUAACCAGCGGAGCUGAGGAGGCGUUUGUACGCGAGUGGAUGCCUUGCUCGCACAUAUUGAAUCUGAUACCACUUCGCGUUCAGAAUGGUUUGUUUUCCAACGAGUUGUGCCUGACUUGUGUGGACGCCGUUAGCGAAUACAUCGCACUAGGCACCAACGCGGGCAUGGUGUACUGGUACGACCGGAAAAAAGGCAACAUUCAGCGGCUGCGUUGUGAGGCUUCAACAAGUCCCAUAACAUAUGUGAAGAUAGUGAACACAGUGGACUACAUGGUGGGGGCUGGCAAUGAAGCUGGUCAGGUGACUGUGUUCCAAAUCCCCAAAGAACACCCGGAAAAUGUGCCAGACUCAUUGAAACCCAAAGUUGAACCGAAGGUUGAAAGGUAUACAAUAGGAGAUCUUCACAAAAGCAAAAUCACAGCAAUCGAGUGGUCCAAAAAUGGGAUGCGGCUGUUCUCCGGUGAUAAGAACGGCGUCAUUAUCAUGACUGAAAUUGACUUCUAUAUG